AUGGGACUUGAACCAAUCAAUCAAUCAAUACCACAAGUGUCAGCUGGUGAAAAGCUUCUUGCAACGAUGCUCACUCUCUCACUAUUCUUGCUCGACGCCUAUUUUUUCAUGAGAUUGCUUCGGAAUUCAGCAAUAUUUAUCAUUCUUAUUUCAUGCAUUAUUCCCUUAUCUUGCGCACUAUCGUGCCCUGAAGUCAUCUCAUCACAACGUCCGAAGCAUUGCAAAAAGGAAUGUGUUUCUGAUGAUGAUUGUAAGAAGCACAAACGAUGCAUGUGCGAUGGAGAAUGCGGACUAAGCUGUGUCAAUCCUGCUGCUAUGUGUCAUCCAUUACCAAAUAUUGAAAAUGGAUUUAUUCGCACAGCCGGAGAGCUGAGAUUUGGGUCAAACGCCGAGUAUGGUUGCAACAAAGGUUUCAUAUUGGUCGGUGCUAGUCAAAGAAGAUGCCAGGGAAAUAGGGAAUGGAGCUCAUCGCAGCCAGUUUGUCGACUGCAAUUGAAAUGUGGACCACCGCCGGAAAUUCCGUUUGCCGUGCACGAUGGCUCAUCGUUUUCAGGAGAAUAUGAUUUGGAUGCCGAAGUGACUUACAAUUGUAUUCCAGGAUAUCAUAAAUUUAAUGCAAAGGGUCUCUCAAUUUCAAAAUGCUUGCUUAAUCGAAAAAAUGUGGCGCAAUGGUUUGGGCCGGAUCUUCGUUGUCGCGCUCGCGCUUGCCCAGAUCCAGGUGUUAUUGAGAAUGGCGAGCGUGAAGGGGACGUAUUUGAAUACCCGCACUAUGUGAAAUUCUCGUGCAAUCCUGGAUUUUUGCUAGUUGGCUCCGCGACAAGACAAUGCUCUAGUAAUGGCGAAUGGACAAAUGAAGCAGCCGUUUGCAAACCCAGCGAAUGCCCUCGUCCACAAUCUCCAAUUCAUGGCAAAGUCGUUGGCAGUUCUUUAACGUACCAAUCAAUCGUCUCCUACUCAUGUGACCAUGGUUAUCGAUUGGCUGGACAAAUGCAGCGCAUUUGUUUGGCUGAAGGAAUUUGGGGAGGCAAUGAACCAACUUGUGAAGAAAUUCGAUGCCCCGCAUUUCCAUCUUUACCAAAUGGAUAUAUUGAAGGUAGUGAAACAGGAUUUGGGGCAGUAGCAAUAUUUAGAUGUCUUGAAACAAUGACGCAUGAAGGAGCCUCAAAGGCAAAAUGUAUGGAAGAUGGACAAUGGAGCGCACCAAUGCCUAAAUGUUUAGCAUCCUGCCGAGUUCCAAAAAUACCAAAUGGAAGAAUUCGAGAUAAAUCUGUUGGUCAGUUGAUAGCUUCCGGGGCAAAAGUGUAUGUUGAGUGCAACAAACAACACGAGGCUAACAUUGAUGAGAAACUCAUAUGCAACAACUCGACGUGGUCCCAUGUACCAGUCUGCAGUCCAUUGAGCUGCCAUAGCUGGCCACCAAGGGUGGCCCAUGCACGUAUUUUGUUCUCAAAGUCUUCGCACGGUUCAAUAGCAAAGUAUGAAUGCAUGAAUGGCUAUCAUCCAAAUCAGCAUAAUCAAAUUAUAAAGUGUUUGUAUGGAGAAUGGAUAAGAGAGGGACCACUGUUAAAAUGCCUGCCAAGUUGGUGCGAGCAUCCCAGCAAAACUUAUGGAAGCUUCCCGGGCGGUCAAAUUCUUUUAGAGGGUAUUUUGGGAGCCUAUGAGUUUCAAAGUUAUAUUCAAAAAGUCGAGGAAGGAAGGGCGAUUAGUUUUCAAUGCAGCAAAGGCAACUAUUUAAUUGGCGCUCCAAAAGCAACAUGUGUGAAUGGCGAAUGGAUGCCAAAACUUUCACCAAAAUGCGUUUCGCAGACGCACCCAAUGAUUGAAGGCAAAAUUUUAUGGGAUCGCCGAAAGAAGCGUAACGUCGAUGAAGCCGACACGAACAACUAUCGCUCAACUAUUGGGAAUUGCGCCACCGUGUUUGAUAAACCAGAGCGUCUUUUGAUGAGACAUUCGGAAAAUGGAAUAACGGUGAUUUGCAGGGAAGGUUACGAGUUUGCUAGCGAGGUGAUUGACGGUAAAUCAAAAUGUAUUAAUGGGCGUUGGGUUCCAGAAAUCGCCGAAUGUAUACCAAAGUCUUGCCGGGUACCAAUCCGUUUACAUGUGUUCUUUUUAAAAGCGGGAACUUCGCAAAUUCUUCAAUCCAAUGAUGUUGUGGAAGAUGGCACGAUUGCUCAGAUGGCAUGCCUUCGAGGAUAUCAUCUUAAUGGCAAUGGUAUUCUUGAAUGCUCGAAGGGUGUUAUCAAGGAAACGCUUGGUCAUUGCACUCCACAGGAAUGCAUUCUGCCGGAAAUAAUCGUUGGAAAGUACAGCACAACGAAUAACACAAUUAAGAAUGGCGAAUCGAUUGAGCUGAUAUGCUCGGAAUCGAAUAUCACAAUUUCAUGCUCGCAGGGAAAUCUUUCUCCGAAUCCAUCAUGCUAUGUUAAACCAGAGGAUAGAAAGUUCUGUGUGGCUCCACAAGAUUCGACAUCAGCAUUGAUCUAUCGGUACCAAGGUCUGAAGAAGGUUAUUAUUGAUAGCUAUCAAUCAGCAUACCCAAAUGGAACAGUUUUUCAAUUCAAGUGCAACGAUCGAGAAGAAGCUGGCGGAAUGGAGUGCAUUAAUGGUGAAUGGGUGAGCAACUUGUUGCCCUGUAUUCUCGGAAAUAUAUCCACGUGGAAAAUACCGCAUAACGAUGAGAUGUGCUCGCCGCUUGAGUUAGAGCCGAACCAGAAGAUUUUUAAUAUUGAUAAUUACAUAGCCGAUGAGAAUCAUAGAUUUCCACAUGGGACAAUUCUUCAUGUUGGAUGUUUGACUUCAACUCAUAUUGAAGAAAGCGUCGCAAUCAAAUGCCGACGUGGCAGAUGGGGAGUUAAGAAAAGAUUGAAUUGCUCCAAAAUCGAGACAACUUGUGAACUCCAAAUGAAUAUCAAUUCCCAUAUUGUGAUAUUUGACACAAAACGGAAGGAAACAGUUUUAUUCAAUCAACACUUUGAAAACGGCGACAAACUACAAUUUCGAUGUGUCAACAUCGGUACUGAACGCUUACAAGGCAAGCCGGAAUUGACUUGCCAUAAUGGAAAAUGGAGUGGAACGAUUCCGUAUUGUAUACCGAUUCACGCUUCAGCGACGUCGGUUCCCAUCAAAUAUUCAGUGACUCAUGGAACUCAUGCAAUAUCCCCAAAAGGAGACCUAGUGGUCUCAAGAGCUUCUAAUGUUCUUCUUACUUGUCUAACUGAGAAAACUGCCAAUGAUCCAAUGUGGAAAGUCACAUCAACCUAUCGCUCAUAUCCAACACAGUGGACAAAGGCAAAAACUCGCGAUCACGACGACAUUGAUGGAUUCGAAAUAAGCAUUGCUAGUGCUCAACCUUUCGACAGCGGAUUACUCCAUUGUGUGCUUCCAAAUGGAGCAAGAAAUACUUUUAAAAUACUCGUUACUGAAAAUCGUUGCGAAUUCCCUGGAAGCUCAACAAAUCUUCAUGUCCAUCUUUCAACAACUUCAUUAUUUGUUGGAACCGUGGCCCAAUUUUCGUGCUCUACUGGGUAUACCGUUGAAGGCAAUGCAGUCUCGACGUGCUUAGAAGAUGCCUCAUGGAGCCAUCCAGUGCCAAAAUGUCGCGCGUCACUCUGCCCUGUAUUAUUCGUGAAUGGUUCAAGAAUGUCGGUGUCUGUCACAUCAUAUAGAGUUGGAGGUGUCGCGCAUUUCAAAUGCCGCAAAGGUUACACUCUCGUUGGCGAGGCGAACCUUCAUUGCACUAGUCAAGGAACGUGGAGUCAUGAAGUGCCAAGGUGUAAUGUUGUCAAUUGCCCGAAAAUUCUACCGCCGGAAAAUGGGCAUAUAAUUGGAGAGCCUCGAGAGAGAUAUACAAAAGGCGAUAUCGUGCUGUUUAGCUGUUUCACCAACUAUAUGCUAACCGGCGGCGAUUUUAGCGUGUGUCAAGCCGACGGAAGGUGGAGCGAGAUCAAGACCAAGUGCGAUGGGUAUUGUAGACAUCCAGGCAGGCCGGACAAUGGAGCAACUACAACAAUUGCCAAAGAUUAUUACUCGGUUGGAGAGAAAAUUGUGUUCUACUGUCCAUCGCCGAAAUAUAAAUUAAGCUCUGACAACGUUUUAGUAUGUAUUUCGCCGGGGAAAUGGUCUAGGAAGCUACCAUUGUGCCUACCAUCAAGUCCAUAA
Caenorhabditis bovis is the source of this 4158-nucleotide messenger RNA. Lineage: Eukaryota; Metazoa; Nematoda; Chromadorea; Rhabditida; Rhabditidae. The record is from the annotation of a GenBank genome assembly.